AUGUCGUACACGGAACACGACAACAAGCAGGGCGGCAGCGUCAUCAUCACCGAGGCGAAGGACAACGAUGUCGUCGCCGUCUUCAUGCCCAAGGGGGGUAUUGAGGAGGAGACGGACGCUGUCGACGCCGUCUUUGGCGCGCUCGACGAGCGCACGCAGCGGUACCGCUCCGUGACAACCCUCGGCGCAUUCGCGCUCCUCACCAAGGCGAAUAUCGGCCUCGGCGUCCUCUCCAUCCCCUUUGUGUUCCAGGUCCUCGGCAUUGUCCCGGGCAUCAUCUGCAUCCUCAUCCUGCAGACCAUGAUGGGGUACGCCGCGACCAUAGUCGGCUCGUUCAAGCUCAACCACCCAGAGGUGUACGACCUCGCUGACGCGGGCUACGUGUUCGGCGGGCGCUGGGUGCGCGAGAUUCUCUACGUCUUCUUCUUCAUGUUCUGCGUGAUUGCCGGCUCUGGCGCCAUGGUUUCCCUCUCGGCCGCGCUCAACGCAAUCUCAAGCCACGCGGCCUGCACGGCCAUCUUCAUCGCCGCCAUGGCCGCGGUCGGCUUCAUCCUCGGCUCGAUUCCCACCCUGUCGCGCAUCACGUGGAUCGGCUGGGUCGGCCUCAUUUGCCUCAUGGCGUCGCUGCUCACGCUCACCAUCAGCGUCGGCGUGCAGGACCGCCCGGCCGACGCGCCACAGCCGCCGCUGCCUUGGACGCGCGAAAUCAACGUCAUCGGCCACCCUUCCUUCACCGAGGCCAUGGCGGCCAUCAGCUCGUACGUGGCACUUUUCUUCCCCAAAGUGCAGCCACUGACCGCCAGCUUCAACAUUGUCUCGGAAAUGCGCGACCCCCGCGGAUACAACAAGGCCAUGCUCACCUCCAUCGGCCUCAUCACCAUCAUCUACCUCGUCAUCGGCGGCGUCGUCUACUCGUUCUGCGGGCAGUACGUCUCCUCUCCCGCGCUCGGGUCGGCCGGCCCGCUCAUGAAGAAGGUAUGCUACGGCCUCGUGAUGCCCUCCAUUCUGGCGGGAAUGACAAUCUUCAUGCACCUCGGCGCCAAGCACGUCUUCAUCCGCGUUCUCCGUGGAUCGCACCACCUCACGCACCCCACGCGCACGCACUACGUGGUGUGGUUCUCGACCGUGUUCGGCAUCACUGCCCUCUCGUACAUCUUCGCCUCGGCCAUCCCCAACUUCAGCUCCAUCAUCGGCUUCUUUGGCGCGCUCGUCGUCCCCGCCUGCGCCAUCAUCCCGUACCCCUUCAUGUGGUGGCACGACUCGUGGCGCUACGCCACGCCCGAGGAGCGCACCACCAAGCGCCGGGUGUUGCUCUGGAUCAACAUGUUCAUUGCUCUGGUUGGCUUCUACAUCACCAUUGCGGGCGUGUAUGGCGCCGGCGUGGAGCUGGUCAAGGCUAGCUCGAAGCGCGGCCCGUGGAGCUGCGCCGACAACUCGUAA
This is a messenger RNA of Vanrija pseudolonga, 1440 nucleotides long. RefSeq names its product N amino acid transport system protein. The record is from RefSeq and is a predicted model, not a curated record. NCBI's taxonomy places the organism in Eukaryota, Fungi, Basidiomycota, Tremellomycetes, Trichosporonales, Trichosporonaceae. Gene Ontology annotation, biological process: amino acid transmembrane transport. Bases 1 to 1440 code for a protein of 479 amino acids. The transcript is spliced from 5 exons. Gene Ontology annotation, molecular function: L-amino acid transmembrane transporter activity.